AUGUCUUCCAACAACAACGACAACACCUCUACCCUCAAGGCUGCCUACGACGCCGUCACCGGUGCCGCCCAGAACGCCCUCGGCGCCGUCACUGGCAGCACUGGCGACGAGGCUCAGGGCAAGGCCAAGCAGGACCAGGCUCGUGCCGAGCACGAGGCUUCCCACGCCACCCUGAAGGGUCCCGGCUUCACGGCCUCUUCCAGCGGCGCCGUCACCAAGGACGACCCCGACCGUGGCCAGGGCUCGUGGAACCAGACUGUCGGCUCCGCCAAGGAGGCUCUCGGUGGUGUCGUCGGCUCUGAGUCCCUGAAGCAAUCCGGCCGUGAGCAGAACCUUGCCGGCCAGGAGCAGGAGGCCCGCGGUCAGGUCAACGACCUCGCUAGCGGCAUCUAUGACCGCGCUGCCGGCACGCUAGGCAGCGUCGGCACUGCCAUCACGGGCGACCGCACCAAGCAGGCCGAGUACGAGCGCCAGCACGAUGAGGGCAAGACGACGCAGCGCGGCGUCGAGCACGACCUGCAGAAGAAGACCGAGGCUCAACAGCAGUAA
Messenger RNA from Thyridium curvatum, 549 nucleotides. RefSeq lists its product as uncharacterized. The coding region runs from base 1 to 549 and encodes 182 amino acids. The record is from RefSeq and is a predicted model, not a curated record. Lineage: Eukaryota; Fungi; Ascomycota; Sordariomycetes; Thyridiales; Thyridiaceae. The transcript is spliced from 2 exons.